Messenger RNA from Aplosporella prunicola CBS 121167, 3510 nucleotides. RefSeq lists its product as uncharacterized. Lineage: Eukaryota; Fungi; Ascomycota; Dothideomycetes; Botryosphaeriales; Aplosporellaceae. Bases 127 to 3465 code for a protein of 1112 amino acids. Gene Ontology annotation, molecular function: protein binding. Gene Ontology annotation, biological process: retrograde transport, endosome to Golgi; intracellular protein transport. Gene Ontology annotation, cellular component: Golgi membrane; cytosol; Ric1-Rgp1 guanyl-nucleotide exchange factor complex. The transcript is spliced from 4 exons. The record is from RefSeq and is a predicted model, not a curated record.
CCCACCUCAUCAUACAUAAUCCUCGAGCUUGGUCUUUGUUCCCCCGCCGGCACAUCGAGCUCCGACAUUUGGCUCACGCCUGAUAUGGAGCUUCCCAAAUGCCGGCAUUGCUCGACUUAGAAAGCCAUGUUUUGGCCCAUUGGGAGCCCCAGAGUCUACGCCGCGACCCAGCACCAGCUCCCCAAAGAGCUCCGCACCAUCUCCAACGACGGCCUGCAAUCCCCAUCAAAGCCCGCGGAAACCAAUGGCGCGCGCCGAGUCAUAUCCGCAACUAACGCGCCGCAACGUCAAGACGGCGACGACGAGAAACAUCAUGACCCGGUGACGCAAGGGUCGGACGGCACCCCAUCGCACCCGCCGGGCGCACCCAACGGGACGCUGCAAGGGACUGAGGCGGAACAGCACCUUGACGGGGAGAUAGUCGGGUUGCGCGUUGCUCGAAACGGUCACAUCUUUGCGACCAUUACGCGCUCAACACUCACCGUCUGGCAGGCAAAGCCCACCGCGAUUCUAGCUUCCGUGCUGCGCUCAACCCACUCUAUCAGGACAUACGGUCCCAACGUCGCCCUUCUCCUGCGCCCCGACUCGGCCAUAUUCGUCGUGCAAACCACGCUAGGCUACUUGAUAACCUACUCCUUGGCCACGGACCCGAACUCUCGCGUAUACAGACAACAUUUCGACAUUAAUGCCCAUGGACACUCGCGGCGACAGAGUAUUGCUGGAAGUAGGCAGCAUGGAACUACCGACAAACCCGGAGGGCCUGGCGAGGGCGGCGGUGUCCGAGAAGCCAGCCUCCGCUUUCGAAUGGUUAUAAAGGUCGACGCUGGCAUCGCAAAGGCCUUGGCUCUGGACGAAGAACUAGUUGUUGCGACUGAGAAGCCUGCUGCCAUCCAGUGCAUUCGCUGGGCACCGGACAGCAACGGGUCGCAAAUCAGCACGGAGCCGCUCAGCCGCAUGUCAUGGCUGGGGAAAAAGACUACUGUGGUGGACGUCGUGCAUGAUCGGCCGAUGAAUCUUUAUGCUUGGGUGAUGAGUGAUGGCAAGGCCUAUGCUGUCCAACGGCUUCCGCCAGAGCCGGGAAAUGCUCAGGGGCAACAACCUCUGUUCAAGGGCUACUGUUUCCACGAACCCGAGACUGCGGACACUCAGGCCGUCAAGGCUGCCAUCAAUGCCCGAUUCUCAUUAAUAGCCGUUGCCUGUGCGAGCGGAGACAUCCAUGUCUAUACCGCCCGGGACUAUGAUGGCCAUGUUCCAUUGUCACACAAGCUGCAGACGGGUCUUACUACGGCGACCUCAGGCAAGCUGACCUUCCUCAGCUACUCUCCGGAUGGGUAUUGCCUCUUUGCCGGUUACGAAACAGGAUGGAUGAUGUGGAGUGUGUACGGCAAACCUGGAGCAAACAGUUUUACUUCGACGCGUCCAAUGUCUGAGAACAACGACGAAGGGUGGCUCCUGAGCAUUCGUGAUGGUUUCUGGCUUGGCGGCGGCUCGGAGAUCAUUCUUCUCAGCCAAAACGACAAUCGACUAUGGCUGCUCGAGAUGGCCCGCAGUGCCGUCGCAGGAUGCUUUUCUUCAGCCAAUGUCUCACGCUCGUUGCUCCAAACAAACGCCGGCUUCAUGAUUUAUCGCGGCUACGACAUGCCAGACUUGACGGCAAUAUCGGCAGAGGCGUCUUUAUGGUAUCACGUCCAGAUUCCGAACGCCUAUUUGGUUGACCAAUGGCCCAUAAGGAGCGCAGUCAUCUCCGCUGAUGGCCGCUAUGUGGCUGUAGCAGGUCGGCGCGGCCUGGCCCAUUACAGCGUCAGUAGUGGCAGGUGGAAGACUUUCGAGAACCCCGUCAUGGAAAACGAAUUCACUGUUAGGGGUGGCAUGUGCUGGUAUCAACACGUCCUUAUUGCCGCAGUUGAAUCCAACAACUCUCAUGAACUUCGCAUUUACUCUCGCGAAAAAGAGCUUGACAACAGCAAAGUCAUGCACGUCGAACGCCUACCAGCGCCCAUUGUGCUUAUCGCGCCCUCGGGGGAUGACUCGCUCCUGGUCUAUACCUACGAGAACAUUCUUUAUCACUACAUAAUCAACGUCGCAAACUUUUCGGUAAGGAUCGUACAGGUUGGUCAAAUUGCGCUUCACGGCAUCAUCCGAGCACCGCCUCGAGUGCGAGCUUUGAGCUGGAUACUGCCAGAAGAACAGCUAGACCACGGUGACCCAGCACAAGACGUCGCUGUGGCCACGAUCCUCUUCCUGGUCGACGGGAAACUCGUACUUUUACAGCCAACGACCAAUGAAGACGGCAUGCUAAAAUAUGAGAUGCGCAUCAUAGCACAAAACGUGGAAUACUACGCGCUGAUGCGCGAUCAUCCUUCAUUCCGCAUUGCAGAGGACGAGGAUUAUCUGCCGCCCAGCUCGGCUGCUAACAUGACAAGCAAUCAAUUCCAGGGACAUGACCUGCGAGAUUCAUUGUGGUAUUUCGAUGGGCAGGACAUGAAGCUCUGGAUUGAUGCGCAGGACGUUCUGAUCUCGGCAUCUGCGGAGCUGGGCAGAGACCUUCCAGCCACGGUGAACAUACCAGUGGACUUUUACCCCUUGUCUCCUCUCAUGAGCAAGGGGAUACUAUUUGGCGUCGAGUCUGAUUUGGUGCAAAGACGUGACAUCAAUUUUGCUUACUUCCGGUUUGCAACUAGGACACACCUCUUCAUCCCGCCGUUACUUCGACACCAUUUGGCGCAAUAUAAUUCGCCCGCGGCGUUGCAUUUGUCUCACCACUAUCAGCAUCUGCUCUAUUUUCCGCAUGCGCUGGAGAUCUUAUUGCACGAUGUGCUAGACGACGAAGUGGAUACCUCUCCGCCACCGGAGCAAGCGCUACUCCCAAGCGUACUCUCGUUUCUUUCUUCUUUCCCGCAGUAUCUAGACAUUGUCGUCCAGUGCACGCGCAAGACGGAAGUCCGCUCUUGGCGCACGCUAUUCGCGCACCUGCCGCCUCCGCAAGAACUGUUUGAAGAGUCGUUGCAGCGCGGGUCUCUCAAGACGGCAGGCGGCUACCUACUGGUGUUGCACACGUUUGAGGAGCUGAGCUCGAGCUCGCAUCAAUUGAUCCGGCUGUUGCAGCGGGCGAAGAACGAGCAGGACUGGGACCUGUGCAAGGAGCUGGCGCGGUUCCUCAUGGCGCUGGACGAGACGGGUGCAACGCUGAAGGAGGCGUUGGAGCUGGUAGAGCUGGCGAGCCCGGUCGAGGUGGGCAGCAAGCAGUCGACGGGCAGCAGUUUCCUGUUUGAGGAGUCGCGGCAGGCGAUCUCGCGGCAGGGCGGCAGAGGCGCCAGGAACGGGACAGACAUUGGCAUAGGGAUCGGCGGCAUCGACCUGUCGGCUGGCGUGGAGGUGGGUGGCAGCAGCGUGGGUAGCAGUCGUAGCAACGGGACUACUGGCGUUAGGGAUCGGGACAAGGAUGUCGAUUACUUCACAGUGUAGUUAUUAGUUAGGUAUGGAAAGAGGAACGGUUCACAGCACGGACUU